Messenger RNA from Colletotrichum tamarilloi, 1044 nucleotides. RefSeq names its product zinc-binding oxidoreductase. Gene Ontology annotation, molecular function: oxidoreductase activity. The transcript has a single exon. Lineage: Eukaryota; Fungi; Ascomycota; Sordariomycetes; Glomerellales; Glomerellaceae. The record is from RefSeq and is a predicted model, not a curated record. Gene Ontology annotation, cellular component: mitochondrion. Bases 1 to 1044 code for a protein of 347 amino acids.
AUGGGUGACACUAUGAAAGCUUGGCAAUAUUCUGCCAUCGACGGCAAGCUCGAAGAUUCUCUUGUUCUCAACAAAUCAGUGCCCAAGCCAAGCUCCUCAACCUUAAGCAAAGAUGAGCUCCUUGUCGAAGUCAUCAGCGCAUCGCUCAACCCAGCAGACUACAAAGUCCCCGAGUCAACUCUAAUCGGACGUCUCAUGGUCGCGCGCCCCGCUACGCCUGCCAUGGACUUCUGCGGCCGCGUUGUAGCCACACACACCACAAAUUCCAGCUUUCAAGUCGGACAACUUGUAUUCGGUGGAUAUGCUGGCGUUGGGCAGAAAGGCACGUUGGCAGAGUACAUUGUCAUCUUGGGAACUCACUGCGCACCCCUCCCGGAAGGCAUUGACCCUGAUCUGGGCGCGGCGGUUGGCACAGCAGCGACAACAGCCUGGCAGUCUCUGAUACCGGAUAUCCUGCAACCUGGCGGCAAGGUGUUUAUCAACGGAGGGAGCGGCGGUACAGGCACGUGGGCUAUCCAACUAGCGAAAGCCUUAGGCGUUGAGGUCGUCACGACGUGCUCCACCAAGAACAUCGAGCUCUGCCGAGAGCUUGGCGCGGAUGAAGUCAUUGACUAUAAGAAGGAUGACAUCGUGUCGAAGUUGAGGGAUCGGGGUAAGGUCUUUGAUCUCAUUAUCGACAACGUGGGCAACAGUACCGGGCUGUAUGACCGCAGCAGCGCCAUCUUGAAGCCUGGUGGGACUUUUGUCAUGGUGGGCGUCGGAGAAAGUCUGACGCUUUCAGGAUCGUUCUCGAUGUUGAGCAAAAUGAUUUGCCCAAAGAUUAUGGGGGGGCACCAAUUUUAUUUCGUGCGGAUGCAGAACAGCGCGCACUUUUUCCGACGAAUUGGCGAGUUGAUGGCACAGGGAGAAGCCAAGGCAGUAAUUGAUUACACGUUUGAGUUCGAUCAGGUGCCGGCCGCUUAUAGAAGACUGCGGGAUGGACACGCCAAAGGCAAAGUUGUUGUUCAAGUAGCGAAAGUCAAGGGUAGCAGGGCUUUGGGUUGA